CACGGUAAGAACGUCGCACCGCGUAACUGAAAGGUGGCGAUCAUCUGUUCAUGUCGAUGACCCUGCUUGCGACUUUCUUCCUGCUCAACAACUUCUACACCAUGACCGAAUACUGGGUAUCUAAGAAGCAAUACUGGUGCAAAUAUUGUUCUAUCUACAUUCGGGAUGAUGCUCCGUCACGCAAGCUACACGAGACUGGGCUAAAGCAUCAAGGCAAUAAGGAAAGAUACAUACGUGAUCUCUACAAGUCCGGAAAUCAGGCAAAGCGGGAGAAGGCCGCAGAAGCAGCCCAGAUAGCCAGAAUCGAGGCGUCUGCCGAAGCCGCAUACGCGCAUGAUGCGCAUGCGUCCUCCUCACGGAUCCGACUUCAUCCUACGGCAACAUUUGCCCCGCCAUCGGCUUCUCGUAAGACCGACAAACCCAAGGACAAGUGGGCAAAUUACACUUCCGCCAAAGAUCUAGGCUUUGACGAUGAGGACACCCAGAAAUCCUCCUAUCAGAUUGAGCAAGAAUUGAAGGGCCGAGCAGGCGAAGUUGGUGCAUGGGAGGACGUGGUAGAAGCUGCUCCUGGGCACACUCUGCAGGCCACGCGCAGUCUGGCCCAUUCUAAUGCGGACAGUGAUGACGAGGGUGAAGGUUUCAAGUUUUCACAUCGUGAAAAGAGACCUUGGCACGAUGUGUACGAUGAGGGUGAAUGGGAUCCGAAAGCUGCUCUCAGUAGUCUCAAGCUCAAGAAGCAGGACAAGAGUGAUGGUGUCAAAAUGGAGGAGCAGAAUGGACUGGACCGAAAGGGCUGGGACGGCAAAAUAGAACUACAGGGGCAUCACUUGUCCAGCGUAAAGGCGCAGCCUGAAGAUAAGCACGAGACACUGGAUGCAGAGCCGGACGUGAAGCCCGAAAUACCGGCGGCAGAGAAUGCGGGCUCUAGCCUGUUCAAGAAACGGCGUCCAGUACAACAUCGGCAGAAGUGAUAUGCAUC
This is a messenger RNA of Kockovaella imperatae, 979 nucleotides long. RefSeq lists its product as hypothetical. The transcript is spliced from 5 exons. Gene Ontology annotation, cellular component: precatalytic spliceosome; nucleus. Gene Ontology annotation, biological process: mRNA splicing, via spliceosome. The coding region runs from base 51 to 971 and encodes 306 amino acids. Lineage: Eukaryota; Fungi; Basidiomycota; Tremellomycetes; Tremellales; Cuniculitremaceae. Gene Ontology annotation, molecular function: RNA binding; zinc ion binding. The record is from RefSeq and is a predicted model, not a curated record.